CUACGCACAUGGCUACUACAGAAUGCAUUAUGAAUGGUUUGGCAAGUUCUACCCAGUACCCACCGGCCUCUACUUUAUAAGUUAUUUUCCAGGAAAAACUCUGCAACUUUGUAAGUCUUUAUUUCUCAUCUUCCAAAAGAUAGAAUUCCCAGUUCAUCUUUCAUUUGAUUUCCUAGUUAAUUGUAACAGAGUUGCCCGUUUCGAUUUCUGUUCUUCUGAUAACUUAAGAACAAACCCCUUCCCUUUAUUCCAGCUGCUGCCGAUCAAAAUACCAAAACCCCAGCCACUUCCCUUGCAAGAAGCCCUAGACGAGGGGUCCUGGUAUCCAUCUCUCACGCGGCUCUCUCUGUUUCCAUCACGCAGCAGGUACAAUGUACUCAUGAAUGGAUUGAGUGAAGAAGCACUACUUCAUAAAUCUUAUGCUUGUGGCCCAAAUAGCUAUCGUUCUGAUUCAACCAAUGACCCUGGCAAUCUUUGUAACUGCAACAAUGGUUUUGAAGGCAACCCUUAUCUCCCUCGAGUAGGAUGCCUAGACAUAAAUGAAUGUGAAAAUAGAGACAGUACUUUCUACCAUGCUAGUGAUAUAUGAAAUAAUACGAUUGGGAGUUAUGACUGCUAUUGUUAAGAAGGCUACCAUGGCUAUGGUUGGAAAAAUGAGAUUGGCUGCGUUGAGGACCUCAAACGGAUCCCAUUGAUAAAAAUAAUUGCAGGUAAUUUUUUUUUUUUGAAUAAUGAAAUUGCUAUUUCCUUGCUUGGUUGUUUCAAUAAAAAUAUUGCACAAGUUAACACUUUCAGUUGAGAGUAAUACACAGACUCCCAUUUGUGGUUUUUGUUUUUUUGGUUUUUUUGUUUUUUGUUUUUUGUGUUUUUUGUUUUUUGUUUUUUAUUUUUUGUUUUUUGUUUUUUGUUUUUUGUUUUUUUUAGUCUACAUGACUUGUUUAAUUAAAGACAAACAUUAUUUUUCCCUCUUUUUUUAAACGGCUCUUCAAAAAAAAAAAAUUAAAAAAAUAAAAAAAGUGAAGAAAUGUUGUCGGAAGGCAAGAAUCUCAUGAGUAGUGCUCAUCGGGCGCUAUGAAGGGUUUUAAGCUUAAUCAGACUAAUGCUUGGCUUUGUCUACUACCUUUCUUAUUCUCUAUACAAUGAAAACUUACUCAUUGAUACAGAGAGGAAAAUCCUAUAGCUGACUACUUGGCAAAACAAGCAACUAGAAGUGGGUUUUCUACAAAAGUGAUUUUUUUUUUUCAGCUUCAAUUCUAGAGGAGUUGCAGAUGAAUGCAUAACGGAGACCAUGGUUCCAGUUUUGUUGAAUUUUUGAGCUUCCUUCUACCUUAUUAGUGGCAAUGCCAAAGGUGGGGGUUUAGGCUUCUUUUUUGUGGUGUUUCUAUCUCUGAGAGAGAGGGGAGGGGUGUAUUCACGCUUGUGGCUUCAUUUGUUUCUGCAAGCAAGCAUGCUAGCUAGCCUGGAACCCUACUACUGUAUUUACAACGAAAGUGGUCACAUUACUAAUCAUGCAACCAUCUCAGACUCGAUCAGGGUAGCUUACUUAUUUAGGCAGUAUAGUUGUCCCUACUAUUUAUUGUAAUAAAUACGUUGAUUGUAAUAUGAGUUUCAACAAGGCCAUCUAUAUAUCUAUUGCGAGCUAUGAAAAUCAUACCCACGUAUUUGAUUUCAA
Messenger RNA from Macadamia integrifolia, 1672 nucleotides. RefSeq lists its product as uncharacterized. Bases 23 to 589 code for a protein of 188 amino acids. Lineage: Eukaryota; Viridiplantae; Streptophyta; Magnoliopsida; Proteales; Proteaceae. The transcript is spliced from 3 exons. The record is from RefSeq and is a predicted model, not a curated record.